Saprolegnia diclina VS20 is the source of this 1197-nucleotide messenger RNA. RefSeq lists its product as hypothetical. The record is from RefSeq and is a predicted model, not a curated record. Lineage: Eukaryota; Oomycota; Saprolegniomycetes; Saprolegniales; Saprolegniaceae. Gene Ontology annotation, molecular function: oxidoreductase activity, acting on the CH-OH group of donors, NAD or NADP as acceptor. The transcript is spliced from 4 exons. Bases 160 to 1101 code for a protein of 313 amino acids.
UACGCUGCUCCACUGCCUCGUCGCCGUGUCGAAGGAGAGGGCAACAGCGAAGAGCAGCUUUCCCGAUCUCGAUUGCGAUGAUGCCAUUGGCUGAAAAGGCACCAAUCAUAUGCCGCUGCAUCGUGGGGCGUCAACAAGGUGCGUCAACACGCAGAGACGAUGGACGCUGCUCAUGUCGUCGUCGCCGUCGUCGUCGGUGCCCUCCUUCUCCUGCUAUGGCCGCGCCGCCAGCUCUUUGAUCUGAAGGACAAGGUCGUCGUCAUCACCGGCGCCGCCUCGGGCAUCGGGCGCGGCUUGGCCAUCGCCAUGGCGCAGAAGGGUGCUAUCGUGGCUUGCGUGGACGUGGACGCAGGUAGCCUCGAGACGCUCGCCCGCGAGUACCCGCGUCUGAGCCACACCUUUGUGUGCGACGUGUCCGACCACGCGCGCGUUGUCACCUGCUUGGCCGAGGUCGUCGCCGCUCUCGGGCGCAACGUCGACGUGCUCAUCAACAAUGCUGGCAUCGUCCACGGCAAGCCGCUUCUCGACUUGACCCACGACCAAGUCCAGAAAAUCUUUGGCGUCAACACGCUCGCCCAUUUUUGGACCACGCAAGCCGUGCUGCCGUCCAUGCUCGCACGCAACAAUGGCAUGAUUGUGACCAUGGCCUCGAUCAUGGGGCAGAACGGCGCGGCGCGGCUCACCGACUAUUGCAGCUCCAAGUUUGCGUCCGUCGGGUUUCACGAAGCCCUGCGCAUGGAGCUCCAGCAUUUGGGUAAACCCGGCGUGCAUACGCUCCUCGUGUGCCCCAUGGGGGUCGACAGCGGCAUGUUCCGCGGCAUCUUCACCUCGGACCACUGGUGGCCGCGCUUUGUCCACACCUACUUGAUUCCGAUGAUCACGGUCGAUGACGUUGUCGCGACCGUCAUCGAGAGCAUCGAGUGCAAGGACUACGAGCUUCUCACGUGUGCGCGGUCGUGGCACCGCUGGGUCUUGCCGCUCGUCACGCGCGGCGUCCGACUCUUGCCCGUGGCUGUCAUGGAUCUUGUCCUCAGCCUCGGUGGCGGCCGCGACGGCAUGAACCAUUUCCAAGGCCGGCAGAGUGCUACUACUGCCAAGUAAUUCCAAGUGUUGAGUUUCCCUCGCCUCAUCCUACCAUAACUCGCUCAGAUUUCAAUGUAUGUUCAAUAGUACAAGGAGAACUUUGGAAGCUAUUCA